Messenger RNA from Pomacea canaliculata, 6669 nucleotides. RefSeq lists its product as uncharacterized. The coding region runs from base 1023 to 4451 and encodes 1142 amino acids. The transcript is spliced from 17 exons. Gene Ontology annotation, cellular component: extracellular region. Lineage: Eukaryota; Metazoa; Mollusca; Gastropoda; Architaenioglossa; Ampullariidae. The record is from RefSeq and is a predicted model, not a curated record. Gene Ontology annotation, molecular function: chitin binding.
GUGAAAAUGUCGUUUCAGGCUAAAGUCGUGGGUUUUAUGUCUUCUCACCGUUCUCAACAUGCACUGCGCAUGCGUACGGUUGAAAAAGAAAAAAGAAAUAAAUGCCUUCGUGAAGCAGCCACUGACGCACACACCAGACCAGCCGCUUUGAUUUAUGAUAGGCAAGUCAUGCCAAAACUUUAGAUUUAGCUUCCUUUUAAACAGGCAUCAUAAGUAUCCGCCGAGCAGACUGUGUCGAGGUGCGGUGUCUCUUGGAGUUACCCCGAGACCGUCCACUCCUGAACAUCUUUUCGAGCUCUAAGGAGUUUUUAACCUUCGGUACUUGAAGAUUUCGAUCUGAAGGAUGUUUGAGUGAUGGACUUCCAUUUCUUCGCAACCCCGCAAAAAAAAAACCCGCGCUUUCCACGAAAAAAAUAAUUGAAAAAAAUUGAAAAUAUUGUGUGGCCUGGAAAUGAAGUGACACUGCAGUGACGUCAUAGGAUGGCGUGUCACGUCCGUUGACUUGGCUUGAUUACGCAAGUGGAUGAUGGGUGGUGUGGACCAUUCAUAUGAAGGCGACAGGACAGUGAGAUUCUUAACGGGUUCUUAGCAGCAGAGUGGAAGAGAGAUGAUUUGUAGCAGCGCUCCUGCGUCGUGAUGCGUGAAAAGCCUUCAGGGUCUGACAAAACCUCGGGGGGAAAUAAGUGUGUCCUCGGCUCUCUUUAAAUCAUUAGACAACCUACGCACGGGUCGUUAGCAUUCAUUUCGCUCCACAGCGCACAACAGCAACCGUCGGAGGUCAGGCAAGACUUGCUAGCACAGCAAACGCUCGCCACUUCAUUGUCAAGCUGUGAAUGAACGGAUUGUUUCAACUCUGAUGGGGAUGGGGACUGUAAAUCCAAGGAUAACUUCAACACUUGUGCUCAAGCUCCAUUGAAGCGGACUAAAAGAGGAUUAUGCCUCGUUACAUCUUGUGAGGAUUUCGAAUCAGAAGUGUAGGACCUCACCGCCGGUCCUCCAUUGGUGACUUUGUUCAAGAUUUCAUGUCAAGCCCCGAGUACCGGAGAAUGAAAUCCGAGGCCUUCGCCAAAAAAUCCACUCUAACGGCUCUGGUGACUCUGGUGGUGAGUGUCCUCCUGCCGGACUGUGUGCUGUGUCUGAUGAGUGGACACUACUCACUCUAUGACGAUCUUUGUGAUUCCCGUCCCAGCAUCAUUCCUGUACCCUGGGACUGUACAGGAUACAUACGAUGCGAUACCUCAAUCGGAGGCAGAGUAAGAGCUUUGUGGACGCUCUGUGACCCAGGACAUGAGUUCAACCCACAGGUCUCCAAAUGUGUUGCGGGUUUCACGGGAUGCCUAAAUCCUUAUGAAGCAGCUGUAACAUUCUGUCCGGAAUUUGCAGCCCUUACUUUCCUUCAUCCGGGCUCUUGCUCCAUGUUCUACAACUGCAGCCAAAUCAGCUCUCGGGGUCCCCUCCGGCAGUACGAGAGUGAAUGUCCUUACCCUCAGCUCUUCGACGCAGACAUCUGGAAAUGCGUGCCAAGGUCCACCGACAACGGUCUGGCAGACUUCUGCGGCCAACGCUCGGUUCCCUGCAACCCAUGUGACUAUACAGUAGGCUGCGGAGCCUCCGACAGGUGUGUGGGUCUGGCCAACGGGCCCCAGCCUGACGCCAAAAACGUCUUUGCGCCAGAUUACAUCAUCUGUCAAAAUAGCACCGUUGCUAAGGCAACCAGCUGCCAGCUCAGCGGCCAGAUAUUUGACCCCAACUCACUGCAGUGUGUGUUCGGAGUGAGGGACGAGUCCGUGACAGAGUACUGCGCCAAGAAGCCCUACGCUGUGUUCGCGGACCCUUACCACUGCGCCAGGUACUACAACUGCUCCCAGGUCACGUGGCAUACCGGGUUAAGGGCCAAGCAGAACGAGUGCAAAUAUCCGCUGCUUUUUGACGUCAUCACGGCAAAGUGCGUCAGCUUCCAUGACGUCAAAUGCGGCACGAGAGAAGAGCCCAUUCAGCCAUGUGAUUACAUCCUUGGUCACUGUCUGGACCGACCCGAAUGCAUUCCUUGUCAAGCCAGCUGUCUGGGGCUGCCCAACGGGUACAACUCCUACCCGGGGUUUGUCUUAACCGCUUAUCAUAUCGUGUGCGAGAAUGGACGGACGGUGGACAUCCUGAACUGCACCAAGGGCUUGGUGUUCGACCCUCAGCUUCGCACCUGCGGCUCCCAGAUCAGCCCUCAGACGCUGGACCUGUACUGCGCUCAGAACCCGGAUGGAAAGUUGCCCCACCCCAGUGAAUGCAGUCUCCUGUACGACUGCACGCACCUGAUGGUCAAACCUAAUUUUCCAAAGUACGUCAGCGAGUGCAAGUACCCGUAUCUGGUUGAUGCCGACACAGCGCAGUGUAGACCUCAUGACCAGGUGGAGUGCAGAGAUAGACGGGAGCCCAUUUCGCCUUGUGAUUACCUGGGUAAUCAGUGUACGUCUCCCCAGUGCACAAGGUGUGACCUGAUCAUGCCCAGUUGCUACGGAAAGCUGAACGGUUUCUACUCCGUUAUCAACCAGGAAAUGACGUCAUCGUACAUGGAGUGCAGAGACCAGCGUGUGGUGUCUUUAUCUUCCUGUCCAGGCGGCCUCAUCUUUGACAUGGUGGAUCGCAAAUGUGUCGACACUGUUUCACAAGUUUCCAUGUUGCAGUUCUGCACCAACUUUCUGCAAGGCCGUGUACAGAGUCCUGGCAACUGUGCUCAGUACUACGACUGCACCCAGAACCUGACGACGGUGAAGGAGUGCAAUUACCCAGAUUUGUACCACGUGGAGACCAGACAGUGCAAGCACUACACUGAAGUAGACUGUGGAGGGCGACGAGUUUUUCUGGAUCCCUGCGAUAGCUACACCUUCUGCCCUCAUGGACCAUGCCCAUACUGCCCUUCGGCGUUCCCGACAUGCAUGGGCAGAAAUGGCGCCAUUGGGGGCUUUAACUUUGACCCACGCCUCUACUACCGAUGUAUUGACAACCGCAUGAUCCUGGGUCAGUGCCAGACCGUCUACAACCGCGACCUCAAGCGAUGCAACGAGUCCAGCGUGGCUAGCACAACAGCUGUAGCUCUACAAAGCUCCACUCCAAAGACCACAACAGUUCGAAUUCUCACUACAACAAAAGCAAUAACGACUACAACGACAUCGACUACUCCACGAACAACAAUAACAGCAGCACCACCAACAACAACAACAACGAGAACAACAACAACAACAAAAGCAACAACACAGAAAACCACUGCCAAGACAACAACCACAACAGUUGCUCCCAAGCUGACAACGUCGAUAACACAUCAUCCGUACCCGAGUCACUCAGAUAUCAACAGCACGUGUGCGAAGGACCCAGGGUUCGUGGCGCCUAAGGGAGACAACUGCGCGCAAUAUUACAACUGUUCAGCGCAGGUUAGCCCCCUUGGACCCGUACGUGUCCGAGUGCAGGAUUGGCUUCCUCUUCGAUGCUGGGAGGGGGCUGUGCUUCCCCCGUCACUCUGUCAGCUGCCAGCACCGCUACGAGCCGCUACAAGCCUAUACAACCGUUCACUUUUGCUCGUUAUACACCAACAUUCUGACUCCACACCCCCGGCACUGCGCGCGUUAUCUAUUAUGCAGAGGAAGGGGGACACCUCCGAUGGAGGAGAAUGUUCAUACCCCAACCUUUUCUCCAACGGCCUGUGUCUGAACUUCAAAGAUGUGAGUACGCGUCUAUGCGAGAGUGUAGAGACACCACGUUCAUGUCCGACUUGCGAGGAGCGGUUCCCGAGCUGCCAAGGGUUACCCGACGGUUUCCGGCCCUACCCAGGCAAACUCUUGUCGCCCUUGUUCGUCAAGUGUCAAGCGGAACGGACGAUGGCUGUCAUACGAUGCGUGGAGGGGUUGUUUGACCCCAUUUCUUUGAAAUGCGGGGCAACUCUUGAGCAGGUUCUGGUCUCGAUAGCACGAGAUCCUGCGAAAUUCUGCGGCCAGUACCCGGGUGCCGUGGUGGCCGACCCUCUGCAUUGCGCGCGCUACUACAACUGCUCACGCACAGGCCCCGCCCACUUUGGACGCCCCUACCUCUCUGAGUGCCGCUACCCCGCCCUCUUUAACCGCCAGACCAUGAAGUGCGACUCCUUCAUCACAGUGCAGAGGACGGCCGGGUGCGGAUCUUCAAAACAGCCCAUCCACCAGUGUGAGUAUUCCGCCUACUGCCCCAACACCCAGUACCGCACCUGCAGCGACUGCUACCUCAGCCUCCCCACCUGCCGCCAUUUGACGGAUGGCAUUCAUACCCUCCCGCCAGGCCGCCUGGUCUCCCGCGGCUUCGUCUACUGCCUGGACCAGCGGGCUCUAGUCUUCUCCGAGUGUCCCCCCGGCUUCCUCUUCGUCAGCAACUCAAAGACUUGCGUGCUGAAGGGCACCCUCCCGCUGCUGGAACCGCCGGAAGUCAAAUGACUAGAGGGACAAAACUCCAGCUGGGGAGCCCGCGGAAACAAUUUGUUGAAAAGUUCUUCCAACCCGGUGAUAAACUUUCUUUAACGAAGAAAAUCUUUCGUGGGAUGAUCGAUCCCUGAAAGAGUAAAAAUGACACAAAAGAGAAAAAAAAAAGACACACGAGAUUGUUCCAUUCGCCACUGAAGAAUGUAGUCUUUCUGCAUGACACAACGGUUUUCACCAGCUGAAAGUAAGCGAAUCUGAACAAAACUCGAACCUCAGCUCUUCAGGAACAAAGUGUUUACAGCGAACAUUACUCUCUACUCAUUCGUGCCAUAAGAUAAAUCUUCAACAUGGUGUCCAUUGAAGGAAAAGAUGAAGAAAUUGAAAGAAUGAAGAGUCUUUGGUCUGCUCGGACUUUGCCGAUGUGCAAGACAACAGAAGUUGUCAAACAUUGGUGUGGCCUCUUUGUGGUCAACGGAGCUCGGAUGCUCUUAUACAAUAUACUGAAAGUGAACCUCCUUGUUACUUCCUGGUGAUUGGGCCUGGUGGCUCAUAACACUUGUGAUGGUAACCUUUAAAAAAAUAAACAAAGCUGGAAUAAAAUUGUGGAAUCGGGACGCUUGAAGAGUUGAGCUGGUACACCUGCUGUGCAUUCUUUUGUACAAGAAGGACUUUUAUGGCUUUUGUCUUUGAAAGCUGGGAUAGGUGUGGAGGAAUUCAGACUAAAGAUUUUCUUCCUUUCCAGUCCUCUUAUUUUCCAGAAGCCUAUUGACGGCAAAGGUCAAGUGAAGACUAAGUUGUAACGCAGGUCUUGUCCUGAAGACUUAUUGUCCAAUGCUUUACAUUUUCUGAAAGACUUCGCCAAUAAGUUUGACGAACAUAGACACAUAUUUGAAAGUUUCAAGGACUAUUACCCCGUCUACCGAUUCUUUGGAGAUGUAUGAGGAGUACAAAGGAACACUGCCCAAGCCAGUCUGCUUCCAGUACAGCAAGCCAGUGGCUUUCCGGUCAAGUAAUGCUUCAAACCACAGUGUCUUUCUGUGUUCCACUAGCAUCAACAUUAAGGGGGUGGGCAGCAACUCUGCUUUAUCCUGGCCCCAGUCAUAAGAAUUCGACAAAAAAAUCAGAAAUUUCCGUUCCUUUCAAUGUUCACUAGUAAUUUAUUUUCAAUCAGUUAGAAACGAAGGGAGACGAGGAUGUAGUACAGCCUGUGAGGAAGUAAGAGUUUUAUUUAUUUGAUGAUCAACUGAAGUAACUUGAGUUCUUUUAUUUAAAUCUGUUAUGGAUGUAGUCUUGGUGUCAAAUUGAAGUCUUCCCGAGCUUUUCCAUCCAAAUAUUAAAAAGAAAGAGGAAAAAAACAUCUGGGUGUCAUUUGCUGUAUGCAGCUUGUUGAAUAUAGCCAUUACAUAUUUGUUAAAGAAAUAUGUUGUACACAAAAGAAAUGGAGGUAAGUGGUCUCUUAGAAACUAAUCUAGUAUGGGAGUAGUUUUUAUGCUUGUAUGCGUGCGUGUCUGUGUGACGUGUGUACAUGUUCUCACGUUUUUCUUCUGAAAAAAACAAGUUCUCAUUAGUUUUCCCUGAAAGUACUUGCUCUCAUGUUUGCUCUUCCUAAAAGAACACAUCAUCUUGACAUUAUUCUUUAAAAGGAACAUGUUUUUCACAAUAAUAUUCGUCCCCACCUUUUUUUAGAAGCUAACACAAACUGCUAUAUGUGUAUACAAAAAUCAUUCAUCAGAGUAAAGUGCUCGUGAGUAAUAUCCAAGUUAGUUGGGGUUUUUCUAAGGAACAGAGCUGUUACUGUACUAGCGAGUUUCUAGUCAUAAAUAAUAAUAAUAAUGUUCGCUUAAAAUUACUAUUUCUCGAAAUGUCUGUGACCAUACACCUACAAACAUAAUCACUUACAGAAAAAGGUCAGAAUGAGACAUGGAUAUGUUUAAAUUAUAAAGACCUCAACAAAUGGGAGACCUGGGAGCAUAAAAUAAUUAGAAGUUUUAUCUCUUUGCAUUGAAACGUAGCUUAAUAAUAAUAAAAAAAACCAAGAUGUGAAAAGCACACACACAUACAAAAACAAAAAAAAAUUAACCACACGAAUUAAGACGUUGGUACGAUACAGUUAACAUGCAUCGAUAACCAGUAAACAACUACCUACUGAAUUUACAUUAUUUUUGCUACAUAAUAAAUACUAUACCACAGCAAAGUAAAUUAGAUCAGGGAGGUGUAUGGUAAUGGCUCAGUA